GUGAAAGGAUUUUAAAGGUGUGUGAAAUGGCUCGUCUCAAUUUAGAAUCAUAAUGUGUUAAUUGGGUGGUGUUUUCCUGUAGUGCAGGGAGAUUUGUGUAAUAUUUCCAGUGUAUGAUACUAUCAUAGAGCGAUCUGAGGUCACUAUUUUGUUGUGACCAAGUUGUUGUUCUGAUAUUGUUCCUGUCAGGGCUUUUCAAAACGGUGUUUGACCAGUGGCCAGUUAAAUGGCAAUGUCAUUCCAUGGGGAUACAAAAUGUGUGAAUAUGGGAUUUACCAAUUCGUGUUGGACACACUGAUGUUAAAAAUGUUGGAAUAUUCUGAACCUUGUUGGCUAGCUGCAUUUGAUCAAAUGUGAAGAAACCAUUUAUGAUGUCUAGUGAAUAAGUUUAUUGUAUAGAGAUAAUGAUUUUUGUUUUGUGUGUUUUCGGAACUAAAGAAUUUAAAAAAAAUGUAAAAAUAUUCUUAACUAAACUUUAGUUUGUACUAAUACAUUUGGUAAUAUUCAGAUUUAUCUUUUUUAACUGGUUUAAGCAUCUACAUUUGUUGAAGUUGCUAACUUCCGAUUUCAAACCAUGCUAAAAACACCAUAUCCUGUUGCAUCACCGUGGCAACAUGGAUUGGUGGAGUCAACGGAAUGGAUUUUACCGCAUGUCGGCAAUAAUACAAGAUCGUUAACCUUCCACACGUUUGGCGGAAAUCGUUCAGACAAAGUGAUAAAAUACUCGCAGAAUGUAGAAGUGGAAAAAUUACCUUUUGUUGUGAAAUUGGAAAACUCCACAAAGACAAGAGAAUUGAUUGAAAAUUCUGGAAAAUUUCCCGAAAGAGGGUUUAAAUACCCAAAAAAUAACGAAGUUGAAAAUAAGUUAUUAGCUGGAAGUUCAGACAAUAAAACAGCAACUAAUGUGUUACAUGAAACAACUUUACAACCAAAGGUUGAUAUUAGGACUACACCACCAGUGGAGAAGGACAAUGGAAUAAGGCACAAUAGUGUCAACAUCUCAGAGGGGGAAACAAAUUCUCCAGAAUCUGAAUCACAUCUGUUAAAAAUUAAUGAGGAUCCUAGAAAAUGUCUUGUGAAUUAUUUAUCGACCCCCGGUACGAUGAGGGUAUCCUUUCAGAAUGGGGCAGGAUCUCCAGCUCGUAUGCACCGUCCAAAAACAGCAGCAUCAACCUUGUCAGUGUCGCCUCGCUCAGAGUGUGACCGAGUGUUCCAGGUGGAACGUGAGCCAACACGCAGACACAAUCUCGAGUCACACAUACCCCACAAACGCUCCGCCAAGGCACCGCCAUGGAUGAAAAAUGUAGAGCCUCCUAUGGUGCCCUGUGUUGUUGCCCCGGGAUAUCUCCUGUCUCGUAGUAAAAGCAAAUUUGCAGUCACAAUCAAAGAUGAAUUUUUUGACCCAGUCAUAGACGAAUCACAGAAGAAACAAGCAAACAAUGAAAGGGAGUCCCUUGUUGGCCAACUACAGCAGCAGAUAUCAGAUCUUAGCUUAUACCUAGAGGAGGAGAGAUUAAACCAUCGACAGACAAAGCAGAAGGCAGAAGAUUUUCUAAAAGACAAGGUGGAAGAAAUGACUAAUCACCAUAAGGAUAACAUUAGGGAACUACAGGAGGACCAACAAGAAGAAAUGGAAAAACUUACGAACACAUUGAGUGUGGAACACAAUCAGUAUAAGAUUACAACAGAGGCUCAGAUCACCAAGAUGAAGAAAGAGAUUGAGUUCCUUCAGGGAGCAUUUGAAUCGUACAAGAGCUCACUUCAUGAUGAGAUGAAUGAGAAGUGGAAUAAACGGGAACAGGACCUUAAUGUGGAAUUAGAGGAACAGAAACUCAACUCCCUCCACGAAUUCAAAGCAAAGAUGAUGCAGGAAAAAAAUUCUGAGAGGAUAUCAUCGGGGAAGGAGCAUGCCCGAAAUUUGGACAGUCUACGCAAGGAGCACAAGAAAGAGUUAGACGCAGUCAUCAGGCGGUUUUCUAAUGUGGCUGCAGACUUGGAGCGACUAAAGAAAACUACAGCAGAACUCAAGGAGAUCAAAUCCGAGAUGGAACAAGUUAAAACAGCCUAUGAUUCUACGUGUCAACAAAUGGCAAACACUACUCGGGAACUUGCUGAUGCUAGAGUCAAGCUGAUGUCCUAUGAGGAACAGUUUGAAGACAAAGUAUCCAGUGUUGAUGAGAAGUACAAGAAGAAAAUCCAUGACCUAAUGAGACAAAACAUUGAAUUACGACGAUUGUAUGUAGAAAAGUGUGAAGAAUUGUACAAUGAGAAAGUACACAGUGAAGCAACACGAGUGAAAAGAGUCUCAUCGGCAAAGGAAGUGAUGCAUUCGAUGAUAAAAUCAAAGCACAAAGCAAACGUGAGUUUAAGUCCUGCUGUUCAACCUUCGUCGGAAACUCAACCAAACCAGUCCAAGCCGGAUCGUCCUGGCAGUGCCCCAAUCACACGAGUAGAGACAGACAGUGCUCAACAAUUCGCUGGCAAGUUUGAGGACAUUUUGAGGCUGGAGGCAGAAGAGGAUGCAAUCCUCAGUCCCUCUGUGAUUUUACCAGAGGACAGUGAAGAAGUGGUAAGAAUGAGGAAGGAGUUAAUGAAAGACAUAAUGGAAAAAGCAAAAGAAGUUAAAGAGGAAGAGGAUAACGCAGACAAGGAGCAGGAGGAAGAAGAUGAAAAGGAGAAUGAUGAUGGAGAUGAUGACUUUUAAAUUAACAAGCCAUUGUGACAAUGAUUUGGAGUUUAUUAAUAAUGAAAACAAACAAAAUAAAUAUUUAUUUAAAAAUAUCAGUUAAACAUGUUUUGUAGAAGAAGCUUGUUGCAGAGAACUCUUGCUUAUAAUGAAUUCCUGAUUCCCUGUGGAAGGAAUCAUAACCUACAUCAUACUCUAUAGAAAUUGUGACUUCUACAAACUAAUUAAUGCCUUAGCUUCCCUAUUCAGGGUUCAGCACAGUUAUGUAAUCAUGUUCUACUGUACAAACUACAAAAGCCAUAUUAGGUUUGAUCAGAACAAGUAGUUUGUUACCACUUAGUAACAAUAAUAAAAGACAUGCAUUAAUGCAGAUUUCAAAAUCUGUUGAAAAGUUUGUUUAGAUACCUGAAGAAAAUACCUAUGAUACAAUAUAUUAUGGGCACAAUUUGGACACUUAAAGCAUGAAAUGUUUGGGUGUUUUUUUGUAAAACUUUUACCCUUUUAUCACUAUGUAACUUAAGUAAACUCAUCAAUGCUUUGAACUGGAUGAUUCCAUUAUAGUCUACAGUGGUGAAAGGGUUUGUGUUGAUUUUUAUCAUACUUUAGUGUGUAGAACUACCUCAAAUGACCGAUGUAUCCCCUAAUUUUUUACCGUAUGUUAAAUUUCAGUUUAUAAUAUUGUUUUCUGUAUACAUGACAAGUGACGAAGUGCAGAUUAUUUUUUUCCUUUAAAAGUAAUCAAUCGUCCACCGACAAAAUAUAAUCUUGAUAUAUCAUUUGCAUGGUAACUGUCAUAAAUUAUUAAGAGUUCCACAUGCCAAAAUUUAUUUAACGAGAAACAAGAUGUGUAAAAAUAUGUAAGUGAUGUAAAUAAUUCAAAAAAUAAUAUAUUUAUAUUUGUAGGUAUUUGAUUAUUAUAUUAUAAAAUCUGUUUGAAGAAUUUCAUAUAUAGAGUCUGCAAAUAAAUUUCAAAAAUCCAAAUGUCAUGAACAUACUUCAAUUUGAAGUAUUAUAUUCACUGUGUUUCGAUGAAUAUGGUCAAACACAUACCAAAUACCUAUAUAUAUAUAUAUAUAACCAUAUAUACUGUUGGCUGUAGUUAAAGUCAAAAGGAUUUCACUUUUUAAUCACUCAAUGAUCAAUGGCUGACAGCAAUUUUUAAUUUUUAAUAUUCAAUUAUGAAUUUGGCUAAAAGAUCAGUGUUGAAGAUGAUUUGUUGUUAAAAGAGUAUUUCCCCUAAGAUGUGUGUAAAUAUAGACUAUGAGGGAAGUCUUAUUGAUCAAGUAAAAAGUUUCUACUUCUAUGCCAGAGGGUAAAGUUUGCUAUUCUUAUUUAAUUUUCUGAAACAUAGAUGUGAAGUUAACAAAUGUAAUCAUGUUUCAAUGUUUUAUGUUUUAUUUCGACAUACAAAAAUAUGAAUCUCAUUAAAGUUGAUAUCAUUAUGAUGCAGAUCAUGCCAGUAGUUAUUUGUCGCAGAAAUCUGCUCUCUUGAAUGAUUAUGUGGAGCUAUAAAACUUCUUAGGAGCGGCAGUGGUUAAGGCGUCUGUCUAUUUGCUACCACUAGUCCUCCACCACUGGGUCGCGGGUUCGAGACUUGGUUUGUAUUGCUUAACGUCCUGUCAACAGCUAUGGUCAUUUAAGGACGGCCUCCCCUGUGUGCAACAUGCAUGCGUGUAGUGUAUGCGUGUGUGUUUUGGGAGGCUGCAAUAUGUUCGUGUUUGUCUCCUUGAGAUAGCGGGGAACUGAUGCCAAAUGUUAUAGUGCUACCUCACUGAAACAUAUACUGCCAAAGGCAACCAACAGGACACCCCACCUGGUCACAUUAUAUUGACAACGUGCGAGCCAGUCGUCCCAAUCCUAAAUUGCUGAGCGUUAAGCAGUAGUAGAAACUACCAUUUUUACCGACUCUGGUUUGUCUCGACCAGGGGACAGAAUCCAAAGCCUUCCUCACAGGGGCGUACGCUCAACUAAAGGCCAAAAGUGAGGCAUUGUCAAGGGAGACAUUAGGAAAA
Molecule: messenger RNA, 4698 nt
Organism: Mizuhopecten yessoensis (Yesso scallop)
Lineage: Eukaryota; Metazoa; Mollusca; Bivalvia; Pectinida; Pectinidae
Product: amyotrophic lateral sclerosis 2 chromosomal region candidate gene 12 protein-like
Exons: 15
Coding region: 575-2704 (709 amino acids)
Cellular component (GO): cytoplasm
Source: RefSeq, a predicted model, not a curated record